This is a messenger RNA of Phytophthora nicotianae INRA-310, 153 nucleotides long. RefSeq lists its product as hypothetical. The record is from RefSeq and is a predicted model, not a curated record. The transcript has a single exon. NCBI's taxonomy places the organism in Eukaryota, Oomycota, Peronosporomycetes, Peronosporales, Peronosporaceae. The coding region runs from base 1 to 153 and encodes 50 amino acids.
AUGAAGAGCUCGGUGGCGGCAGCAACUGUGCUCAAGUCCCUUGUGGGCGGCCUCAAGCAAUCUUCGCUGGACAUGAUAUCGCUAGGAACGAAGCCAUCCAGUCAGAACCGCAGUCAUUCUUCGCGCGCUUCAACGUACAGUGCAGUGCACUGA